Messenger RNA from Neltuma alba, 952 nucleotides. RefSeq lists its product as uncharacterized. NCBI's taxonomy places the organism in Eukaryota, Viridiplantae, Streptophyta, Magnoliopsida, Fabales, Fabaceae. The transcript is spliced from 4 exons. The record is from RefSeq and is a predicted model, not a curated record. Bases 239 to 952 code for a protein of 237 amino acids.
UUGUUGUUUGUUUGUUUGUUUGUUUGAGGUCUUGUUUAGCUUAAGCAAUCUCAUGGAGUGGCAUAAGACUUGUUGUUGUCAUUUGCCUUAAGUAAUGGAUCAUUUGGACCUGCACACAUUUUAAACAUGUUUAUCAUAAUUUACUUUGGAAUGAGUAAUCUUCUAUCAUUUGAAUAUUUCAAGAGGUUCAACUUCUAGGGAAAACUCUGCUGAAUUCGUUUCAAAACUUGAUGGACACAUGGAGGGUUCUAGUGGGAAUAACAUGAAUAGCAUAUCGAGUAGGAAAAGAGGCAGAGGCAUAAUUAAGUUCACAAAACUGGAUGCACAUCAUGGUGCUACGGAGAGGAUGCAUGUGGAAUUUGAUGAUGGGAAGAAUCCACUUGGUGCAGAGGGGGAUAGAUUCAUUAGCUAUAUAGGCUUUAUAGCCCGAAGUAAAGUUGGCAUUUUGUUCCCUAAUUGGAAGUUAGUACCAGAAGCUACAAAGGACAUGGUUUGGAAAGAUAUUUUGCAAACUUACGAUGUCCCUCCCACUCGUGAGAUGAAGAAGCAUUGGUUGCAGCAAGUACGUGAGCGAUGGAAAGAUUUUAAGACAAUGCUCACCAGGGUAUACAUUCGAGGUGCUAAGAAGAAUGAGGAUCCAUGUUUAAAAUACUCAUUUCUUGAUCAAGAGACCUGGAGAAAGUUUGUGGAGUCACGUCAAGACCCUGAAUUUCAAAAAUUAAGUGCUGUAAAUAAAGAGAGGCAGUCUAAAAAUUUAUAUCAGCAUUACAUGUCUUGUGAGGGUUAUAAGAAAGUAGAGCAGAAUAUCAUGCAAGCUAAUUUGAAGACAAUGCAGGAAGUUGCAAAAUCAAAUCCCAGCAUCAUUAUUCAGGCCCCAACUCGUCACUCGUCACCAAAAAUGGAAGGAAGGGAGGAUAAAGAAAGGCCAAUAUAUAAAUUCAAAGGUUGUUGA